CACCAAUAUGCUUAGAAAACAAACUCAUGAGUUUGGUUCUGUGAUCUACAUAAGAUCCCAGAUCUUAUGUAUCUGUAGAUCUGCAAUGCACCUGUAUACGUGGCAUUUCAUGAAAUUGUGGCUGGCUCUUGGGAUCACUGUCUGACAAGAUUUGUAUUUUCCUGUGCAUUUUCAUGGGAAAAAUGGGAACUGUUUUGAAAAUGAGACAUUUUUCAGGUAGAUUUGGGUCUUGUUUUCCUAAUUGUAUUUCUGCAGAACUCAUGGUCAGUAAGGUAAUGGGAAUCUCAUAUAGAAGGAAAUAAAUUUUAAUAAUAUCCUGCACAGUGAAUUUCAGUGAAAUCCUGGACCUUUAAAAUUGAGUUCUGACUCAUCUCACACAUGAAAGCAUGAGACUGACAUUUUUGUGAUGGUGUUUUUUCACUGUGUGAUUAAGUUGUUAAGGUGUUAGAUAGCUGUUAGCUCCAUGGAUGUUUCUUCAGGAGAGAGAGCAAUAAAGUUUUGAGAUAUAAUCUUCUGUCUAUCACCUGCUUUCUCAAGGCAGAACAGUUUGCCAUCAGUUAGAAAUCCAAAGGCAAAAUUUGUGCUAUGCGGUCAUCAUCUUUUUUUUUUUUUUUUUUUUUUUUUUUAAAUAUGGCAUGUGACAGAAUAUUUCCCUAUUUAGCACCCAGAGCUUUCUCUUCAACCAGCCAGCCUUUGAAACUGAGAAGGAUUGAUCACUGUCCUCUCUUCAGAAGGACUUUAUUAUCAACAACACUCAUUAUACAGCUUCUGGUGGAAGGAAGAAAAGAAAGUAGCAUUUGCAAUGUUCUCUGGCUUCUUGCUUGUUCUUUCUCUCAUUCACGGUGCUUUGCAGCUGGCGGACACUGAAACAUUUUUAAUGUAUAAUAAAGUCAGCAAACUCUGUCUUCAGGCUUCUAUUGCACAGUCAGUUAGAACUGCAACUUGCCACCAAGACAAUGAAGCACAAAAAUUCAGGUGGAUUACUGAUCAUCAGCUCAUGAGUGUGAGACUGAACCUAUGCCUGGGUGUGCCACUGAAGGAAGAUGAGUCUCUUAUCACCCUAUAUCCGUGUAACCAAACAAGUGAGCUCCAGUGGUGGGAAUGCAGAAAUGAAAGCCUCCUUGCAAUUCAAGGAGAAGAUUUGUUUUUCAGUCCUGGCAAUGGAGAACAUGAUAAUGUUAUAUUAAAGAAAGGCCUUAGUCCAAAGAGUAACUGGAAGAUGUAUGGGGCCAUGGAUGUUUUAUGUUCCCAGAGAUAUGAAGAGACUUUUACACUGCUAGGAAAUGCUUUUGGGGCACCCUGUGUGUUCCCUUUCAUGUACAAGAAGCAGUGGUAUGCCGAGUGCACAGAUGCUGGCCGAUCAGAUGGCUGGCUCUGGUGUGCAACGACUGCAGACUAUGAUGCAGACCAGCGAUAUGGAUUUUGCCCAUUAAAAGAUAAAGAUACAACCUGGAUUACAGAUCUGUUAACAAAUGUCCGCUACCAAAUAAACUCUGAAUCUGCUCUCACUUGGCACCAAGCAAGGAAGAGCUGUCAACAACAAAAUGCAGAAUUAUUGAGUAUCACAGAUGUUCAUGAACAAACGUACUUUAAAGAAUUAACAGAAAGUACAGAUUCUAUGCUAUGGAUUGGGCUCAAUAGACUGGACUUGAAGAGUGGCUGGGAGUGGAUUGGAGGCAGCCCCUUCCAGUAUUUAAACUGGGCUCCAGGAAGUCCCUCUCCAGAAUCUGGAAAACUCUGUGUGGUUUUGAAUCCUGAAACAAAAGCUAAAUGGCAAAAUUGGGAAUGUGAUCAGAAACUUGGCUACAUUUGUAAAAAAAGAAAUGUUACCUUGGUACCCUCAGGUGAUACUGGGUUUAUUACUUGCCCAGAUGGAUGGGUACCUUAUGUAGAUCACUGUUACAAGAUCUUCAGGGAGACCAAAGAAUGGCAAGUAGCUUUGACCUCCUGUCAAAAGGAAGGGAGUCACCUGGCCAGCAUCCGAAGCCUUGAAGAGCACAGCUUUAUAGUGUCUGGGCUUGGGUACAAGCCGACAGACAAGCUUUGGAUUGGGCUGAAUGACCAUAAGGUUCAAAUGUAUUUUGAAUGGAGUGAUGGUACACCAGUGACAUACACAAAAUGGCACCUGGGAGAGCCAUCCAGCACCAGAAACAGACCAGAAGAUUGUGUACUGAUCAAGGGCCAGGAUGGCUACUGGGCAGACUACGUCUGUGAGAAGAAAGCUGGUUACAUUUGUAAAAGAAAACCUGCAUCACAAAUAGCUGGAGAAAAGGAAAGUACUGAUGUAGGUUGCAAAAAAGGCUGGAGACGAUAUGGGACCUACUGUUAUUUUAUUGGACAUGCACCAGCAACAUUUUCAGAAGCAAACAGCACUUGUGAAGGAGAAAAAGGUUACUUAGCCACAGUUGAAACUAGGUAUGAACAAGCCUAUUUGACUAGCCUUGUCGGGCUGAGGCCUGAGAAAUAUUUCUGGCUCGGUCUCUCUGACAUGGAGGACCAAGGCACCUUCAAGUGGACCAACGGUGAAGAUGUCUCCUUUGCACACUGGGAUGCAGGAAUGCCUGGAAAUAAGCCAGGAUGUGUUGCCAUGAGAACUGGAACUACAGCUGGAUUGUGGGAUGUUCUUGACUGUGAGACAAAGCAAAAAUAUAUCUGUAAACAGUGGGCAUAUGGUGCAACUGCCCCACCUAUUCCAACUACUGCUCCAGUACACACAUGUCCUGAAGGCUGGGUGUCAAGCAAAUAUAGUAGUUCCUGUUUUAAAAGCUUCUGCCGAUCACAUAUUAAAAAGAAAUCCUGGCUUGAAGCUCGAGAUUUUUGUAGACAAAUGGGAGGGGAUCUGGUGACCAUUAACUCUGAGGAGGAGAAACAAAUGUUAUCAAGAGCAAAACGUGACACUCACUGUUCAUUUGAAAAAGAUUGGAUUGGUAUGUUUUCCUUGAAUCCAGAUGAAGGAUUUGCCUGGAGUGAUGGCUCUCCAGUUAGGUACACAAUCUUGAAGGAUCAUUCAAGAGAUUCAGGAGGACGCAAGUUCUGUGGUGUGCUGGAUGGUGGGUCAUAUUUUAUGAAGUGGCUCCUUUCGGAAUGUGAAGCACUGCAUAACUGGGUUUGUCAAAUAAAAAAAGGAGUGGUGCUAAAACCUGAACCGACUGACACAUAUGAAUAUAAAACCACUGUGGAUGGAUGGGUCAUAUAUGAAGAUAAACUAUACUACAUCAGCAAAGAACAGGUCUCCAUGGAAAAAGCCCAAGAGUUUUGCAGGAUGAAUUCUGCAGACCUGGCUGUUAUUAGUAGUAAUAGUGAGAGAAGGUUCCUACAGAGAGCUCUGAAACAAAAUGAUCGUUACUGGAGUGAGUCAAGAGAAUACUUCAUUGGUUUAAAAGUGAGUCUGGAUAAAAAGUUUAGCUGGGUAGAUGGGACUCCAGUAACCUAUGUGGCCUGGGCUCCUAAUGAACCCAACUUUGCAAAUAAUGAGGAAAAUUGUGUGGUAAUGUCGUCAAAGCCAGGUUUGUGGAAUGAUGUAAACUGUGGUUCCUCCAAUAAAUUUGUAUGUGAAAAGCAUAAUAGCUCUAUUAAUUCAACGUUUGCUUCUCCAUUGCCUCCUGGAGGAUGUCCAGAAAGCUGGCUUCUCUUUAACAACACGUGUUUCAAAAUUUUUGCUUCCAAUAUAACAAGAAAACUUGUGUGGCAUGAUGCACGAGAUGUUUGUAUUAAUCUGGGAGGAAACCUGGCUACAGUACCAAAUGAGCAAGUGCAAGCUUUCCUCCACUAUCAUUUAAAGGAUGCUACAACUAAUGUUUGGAUUGGGAUGAAUGAUAUCAACAGAGAGUCCACAUUUCUUUGGACAGAUGGGAGCACUGUUUCCUAUACCAAUUGGGUUAGCGGUGCACCAGAAAAGGCACAAACCUACUUCAACUAUUAUGACUUUGACUGGUUGACAGACAACACUGUAGAGACUGAUUGUGUUUUCAUCAUACAGUCAGAUGGGAAAUGGCGAGAUGAUAGCUGUGAAAAUGAGAGAGGUUAUAUAUGCCAAAUGAAUUCACUUACCACGCAGUUUGAAGUACCAGCAACAAAUCCAUCCUCUGACUUUGCUCGUUAUGGUGACAGUAGCUAUUUAAUCAUCUCGUCUGAAAUGCAAUGGGAAGAGGCUAGAAAAAACUGUCAAGACAAACAUGCAGAACUUGCCAGCAUUUCAGAUGCCUACAUCCAUUCUUUCCUGUGGAUUCAGAUGUUGAAAUAUGGAAAGCCUGUAUGGAUUGGUCUUAACAGCAACAUGACUGGGAGCUAUUACAAAUGGAUUGAUAACUGGAAAACCAAAUUCACUAAGUGGGCAGCGGGGGAGCCAAAGGAGAAAAAUGCUUGUGUCUAUUUAGACCUUCAUGGUACCUGGAGAACAGCAUCCUGCAAUGAAAGCUACUUCUCAGUUUGCAAGAUAUCAGAUGUUGUAGCUCCUACUGACCCUGCUCAGCUGCCUGGAGACUGCCCUGAAUCAGCAGGCCUGCAAGCUUGGAUCCCUUACCAUGGCCACUGCUACUACAUCGAAGCGUCAGCUGCAACAAGCUGGGCCCUGGCUUCCCUUGAGUGCACUCAGUUCGGUGCUACCUUGGUUUCAGUAGAAAACGUGGAUGAAUCUGACUUUCUGAUUCAUAUGAUACAACCACUUGCAAACAAAGUGGGAGGCUUCUGGAUAGGACUUUACAGAAAUGUGGAUGACCAGUGGUUGUGGCUAGACAAUGCUGCAGUGGACUUUGUUAACUGGGAGGAGAAAGAGUCCAGUGUGGAGCACAACUGUGUGGAAAUGACUGCACCACUUGGUUACUGGGAUAACACUGAUUGCUCUUCUGAAAAAGGAUUUAUCUGCAAAAAAAACAAAGUUGAGCCAAGUGGAAGUCCCCUACAUGAGAAAGACAAGGAAAGGAAUGAAGAGAUUCAUCCACCUGUUCAUCUCUCUAUUUGGCCUCUCCUUGUCUUGGCUAUUCUCACUCUUCUUGGAGCUGGCAUGGCAAUCUACUUCUACAAGAAAAAAAAGACAAAAACAGCUAUCAAGAGAAACGGUCAAUGAAACACUUCUAAAAUUAUGGGUUUGGUCAUUAAGGAAUUGGUGAGAAUGGGUCCUGUGGCACACACUAAUUUAGAGGAGCAAGUUACAUGCUGAAAUUAUAUCUGUUGAAACUCUCCAGUGAGGACACCUGCAAUUUUAAAUCAAGCCCUCUGUCUCUUUUUGCAAUAGCAGACUUUUGUAUCAUGCAUAUUUUACAAAAUCAGAAUUAGUGAUUUAUGUUGUACUUUUGUAAGAGUCAAGAUGUUACUCUUAAGCAUCUUAGCAAAAACACCAGCGUGAAUAAAUUGUCAAGAAAAAAUGAACAUACUGAAAAAUAAAUAAAAGUAAACUACUGAGAAUAAAAGUUCAAUAAAAUAUGAUUAUUAUUUAGAACUGGAUUUCUAUUACUUUUUGAAUCUGAAAAGAACUCAAAAAAAAGGAAAAGCCCAACUGUGUUGAAAUAAUGAAAUCCUUUUGCCCCAUAAACUUUACUCCAGCUGUCCACCUGUUUUAUUGUUCCUUAUAGCUGUAUCCCCUUUAGUAUGAAAAUGGGGCUUGGGGCUUUGUAUACUUGUCUCAGAUAACUUUGGGAUGUAAAACUUUGCCAAUUUCAUUUUCUGCAAUGGAAAACAUUCCAUACCCCAUACCUCUCUCUCUUUCUCUUUCUCUCAAGCUCAGGCAUAGACUUUUUUUUUUUCUUUUCUUUAUUUUUGCUGUCUACUAAUAUGAUUGUUAACAGUAAUACAUUCAAUAAUGUGAAUUAAAAUAGUUUGACCUUUCCAAAGGGUUUAGCAUUGCAUUCCUCCUGACUGUUAAUGCUGUAGAAAAAAAAUACAGUUUUUAUCAGCAUAAUUUUCAGAGUCCUCUUAGCUUUACACUGUGCUGGUAGAUCCUGAGUGACAUACAGCACUGCUUCCCUGGAUGUAGGUGUCUCCUCUCUCACGUGUACAAUGCCCAGUUUCCCAGUACUUUCCUUUCCCAUGGACCUGACCUUGCCUUGCAGCCUCUCGUGCAUAUGUGAUGGCCGUUCUCAAUUUAGCUCGAUAGAGCCAACUUUUGUCUCCACUGAUCAUGUUAGGCACUGAUUGCCAAAGGCUGACUCUCAGAUGUGUCACAGUAUUAAACAGGAAAUGAAAAUAAACUGUAGAGUAUAAAAAAAUGGCAACACUUAGAAUAUCACUUCAGCUGAAUGUUGCUGAAUGUUACCAACAGGAAAAGCACCAGGACCAUCAGUAGGGCUAUUUGUUAGUCAUGUGGAUGCAGCAGGAAGCCACAGCCAAGGUGCUGAGUGCCAAUAUGACAGGUAUGGUUGCUCCCAAGCACCUUGGUGGCCAUUUGAAGGAAGGGGAAGGGAGGUGCUCCCAUCUGAGCAAUCACUUGUUAAUAAAAGGAGGGCUUCUCCCCCCACAUCUUUGAAUUCAGCUUGAGUAAACACCAACUUGCCAUUUUUAAAUGCAAGAAAAAGGAACUGAAAAUUGAGGAAUGCAGAAGAUUAUAUGAGGAAUCUGCAAGAAAACAAAGUUUAAGCCAUUAAACAGCAGAAGUCAGUACAAAAUAGAAUUUAGGUGAGCUGCAAAUACCAAUUAGACACUAACCACUUUGUGGGGAGUAGUGCUUAGCCAUAGCACUUACCAUUUUACACACAACUUGCCUUCUCUAGGCUGUGGAGAGCAAGCUGGAAAUUUAAAAGCAAUAAUAAUAAAAAGGAAUAAAUUUUCCUUUCUAGGCAAUGGAACCCAGUUUUCUUAGCAUAAAUAAAAUCAAGAGUUUAGCACACUGCUGACACCAGCCUCUGGCACAAGCACAAUGUGGCACGCGGAACAUUUCCCGAGGCGCUGGUAACAAGCAUCAGUUCCUCUGUUAACUUUUAGCCUGCCUCAGUGUCUGUACUGAACUUCCCCAGUCAUUCUGCAGUGUUGGGGAGCUGAACCCUUACAAGUAUCCAUGCAACUGAGGCAGGUUAAAGCCCACUUCGGACCAGAGUGCAGCUGGCACUUGCACUUUAUGAGGCAGAGGAGGGAACCAGUUGG
Messenger RNA from Cygnus olor (mute swan), 7074 nucleotides. RefSeq names its product macrophage mannose receptor 1-like. NCBI's taxonomy places the organism in Eukaryota, Metazoa, Chordata, Aves, Anseriformes, Anatidae. Gene Ontology annotation, biological process: receptor-mediated endocytosis. Gene Ontology annotation, molecular function: signaling receptor activity. The record is from RefSeq and is a predicted model, not a curated record. The transcript has 30 exons. Bases 803 to 5065 code for a protein of 1420 amino acids. Gene Ontology annotation, cellular component: plasma membrane.